Messenger RNA from Paramecium primaurelia, 582 nucleotides. NCBI's taxonomy places the organism in Eukaryota, Ciliophora, Oligohymenophorea, Peniculida, Parameciidae. The record is from the annotation of a GenBank genome assembly.
AUGUCAAAUUAAACUUAUAUUAUUAGAGAACUAAUAGAUAAACUUAGUUAACAACACAAAGACUAUAAAUUAUUUAAAUAGCUCAUAAAACGUCAGAGUAAGGCUCUUGAAUCAUUCAAUAAUGAAAUGAUUUAAAUUAGCCGCUAAUAUAAUAGUGANACAACUGAUGAAGUAAGAGAAAUAGAAUAAAAAAAAAAAAGUAGAUCAAGAGAAAGAGAAAGAGAAAGAAUAAAGAAUUUACCUAAAAUUCAUACUCAUUCUAAGGAAAUUUCAGCUAUGCAGAUCAUCUAAAUUCAAAAGAUUGAAUAUGAAUAGAUAAUUUCAUAUGCUAAAGCUGAUGGUAGCUUCUAAUAUGAUGAAAAAGUUGAAUAGAAUCUAAAUUUUGAAGGAUGGAAGAAUUCACAAAAUUACCCUUAAAAUAUCUGGUUGACUUUACUUGCUUUGUUAUAUUUAGAUUUAUAAUGUUCUUAAAAUAGAAAGUCUUGGUAAUUGGUUUAUUAAAAGGGAAUUCGAUUCCUUUAGAAAAAUGAUUUAGAUUAUAAGUAGUUUAAGGAAGCAUACCAAUAGUUAAAGAAAAUUUGA